AACAGAAAAUCGGAUUAUGGUGAACCGACCAUUGAAAUGCUAAAGAAUUUUAAGGAUUUUUAUGUACACGACGUACAAAAAGGAGCGUCGAAUAAUGCACCUCGGUAGCUCACUUUUAUCUAGGAGGUUCGAUCAUCGGAUGACAGGUUCUCCAGUGGAACACGAGCAACCAUCUACAGGCGCAUCCGAGCGGAACAUAUAAGUCGAGAUAUAAGUUUAACAUCGAGAUUCGUUGAAGCAGCAAUUAACGCGACGCAUUAAGGGUCGUAAUCUUGGACGAUUGACGUAUCCUUAGAGCGGGAUCUCGCGACCAGUUGUGCCGAACGGUGGUGGCGAAAGAGUUCGACGGAAAUUAUACCGUCAAGAUUGUAAUCACGCGCUCACGCGACCGCGCGAGCAGCUCGCCCAGGUGCGAUCAGGUUUCGCUCCAAGAAGAAAUCUCGCUCUUUCAGAGCAUUCUCUACAGCGUCGCGCUACGCUGCACCGCGCCGUGUCGUGCCGGGAAAGAAGUCAUCCAACAUAAGAAGUGGAGCUACCCUCUUUUCCCAAGGAGACAAUUCCAUUGGUCCAAUUCGCUCAAAAAUAAUCUUUGAUACGGGAAUUUACGAUUACGAGUCGGAAAACCAUACUGGGGAACAGAAAGAAGAAGGAGGCGUCGAGUAGCGCUCGAUUUACGGCCCGAUCCUCUUCACGCAAUUCGAGAAACCAGGCUAAACCAAUUAUGCGAGACGGUGGAUGUUAUGGGUCGCAAAAUGAGACGUGAAACGAUGUGGAGUCGUAUCAUGCGAGGAAGGAGAGAAAUGUUUCCGUUCAGAGGGCUAUUUACGAUUCAAAGGACGAGAACCUGUCACGGCGAUUCUCGAUAAGAAGGCAAGAUCGAUUCGCAUCGUGAUCGGUAUUAUCGCGGAAGGACGAGCGAGAGAUACGGGAUUAUCUCCGACGAGCUGGGGUGCAAUUAUCUCUGAAACUUAACGACUGCGGCUUGCUUCGUUCCGGGGGUAAAGGAGAAGGAUGACGAUGCGCGGCAAUGGUCCACUCGUGAUCUUGCGAUCGCUGAUGGUCGCCGCCGCUGCUACGACGGUACCAGGGACUUGGAUAAACCUGGGUUUACGACACUUGCCGCAACUGGAAUCGGCGCAAACGAUGGAGCCGUUUGAUGCGAGUGCCUCCACGAUCUGCGUCGGUCUGAAGGGCUUGUCUCAGGGCCAAGGGAAGCUCUGCCAGCUGUCUGUGGAUCACAUGUUCAGCGUAGCCAAGGGCGCGAAAUACGGCGUUAUGGAGUGCCAGCAUCAGUUCAAGGACAGAAGAUGGAACUGCUCCACCGUUCACGAUGAGACCGUGUUCGGUCCAAUACUUAGAAUAGCGAGCAGGGAAACCGCGUUCGUUCACGCGAUCACCGCCGCUGGAGUGGUCUAUUCCAUCAGCCGUUCCUGCCGAGAUGGCCACCUGUCGUCGUGCGGCUGUUCCAGGAGUAACAGGCCCAAAGAUCUAAAACGCGAUUGGAUCUGGGGCGGAUGCGGGGAUAAUCUCGAAUACGGCUACAAAUUCACGCAGGCAUUCGUUGAUGUACGGGAGCGAGAACGCAGUUUCAAAAGAGGCAGCCGAGAGCAGGGCAGGAGCCUGAUGAAUCUGCACAACAACGAAGCCGGUCGCAGGGCCGUCGUCAAAAGGUCUAAGGUGACGUGCAAAUGUCACGGCGUUUCCGGAAGCUGUAGCCUGAUUACCUGCUGGCAGCAGCUCGCAUCAUUUCGUGAGAUCGGUGAUUUUCUCUUGGACAAGUACGAUGGUGCGACCGAAGUCAAAGUCAAUCGGCGCGGUCGUUUGUCGAUGCGCGAUCCUAGGUUCUCCGUGCCCACUGCGAAUGACUUGGUCUACCUGGAUGACUCGCCGAACUACUGCCUUCCGAAUGAUACCCUGGGAUCACUAGGUACGCAGGGCAGAUUAUGCAAUAGGACCUCGUCCGGGAUGGACGGUUGUAAUCUCCUUUGCUGCGGCAGAGGAUACAACACGCAGAAAUCGACCAUCAGGGAAAGAUGCGAAUGCAAGUUUCACUGGUGUUGCUUCGUCGAGUGCAAGACCUGCGUAAAGAAUAUCGAUAUACACACUUGCAAAUAG
Molecule: messenger RNA, 2115 nt
Organism: Atta colombica
Lineage: Eukaryota; Metazoa; Arthropoda; Insecta; Hymenoptera; Formicidae
Product: protein Wnt-5b-like
Exons: 8
Coding region: 1012-2115 (367 amino acids)
Biological process (GO): neuron differentiation; canonical Wnt signaling pathway; cell fate commitment
Cellular component (GO): extracellular region
Molecular function (GO): frizzled binding; cytokine activity
Source: RefSeq, a predicted model, not a curated record